CUCAAUUUCAUCACAGCAAAUUAACUAGCCUUCUUCAAUAUUCAAAUUAAGCCUUUUCUACACCAAGUGUGCUUAGAACUUAAUUUCAAAAUGGCUUGGUCCAUGAGCUUCUUCAUUUUCAUAGCUCUCCUUGCUUUUGCACCAAUUUGUUUCUCUUUUAAGAGUAACAAUGGUUACCUAUACCCACAAUAUUAUUACCGAUCAUGCCCAAAAGCACAAGAAAUUGUUAAGUCUGUUGUUGCCAAGGCUGUUGCUAAAGAAGCCCGAAUGGCUGCUUCGUUGCUGAGGCUCCAUUUCCACGACUGUUUUGUCAAGGGAUGUGAUGCAUCUCUGCUUCUGGAUAGCAGCAGAGGCAUUGUAACAGAAAAAGGAUCAAACCCUAACAGGAAUUCAGCUCGCGGAUUUGAAGUCCUUGAUGAGAUUAAAUCUGCACUGGAGAAGGAAUGUCCUCAAACUGUCUCUUGCGCUGAUAUAUUGGCACUUGCUGCAAGGGAUUCUACUGUAUUAGCUGGUGGACCAAACUGGGAGGUUCCAUUGGGAAGAAGAGACUCCAGAAGUGCCAGUUUAAGUGGCUCCAACAACAACAUUCCUGCUCCAAACAACACAUUUGAUACCAUUCUCUCAAAGUUCAAGAGACAAGGACUUGAUCUUGUUGACCUUGUAGCUUUAUCUGGGAGCCACACAAUUGGAAACUCGAGAUGUACCAGCUUCAGGCAAAGGCUCUACAACCAAUCAGGAAACAGUCAACCAGACUCAACACUGGAUCAAUCAUAUGCUGCCCUAUUGCGCAAUAGGUGCCCAAAAUCUGGAGGUGACCAAAACCUAUUUUUCUUGGACUUUGUCUCUCCCACAAAAUUUGAUAACAGCUACUUCAAGAACUUGUUGGCUUCAAAGGGCCUCCUGAACUCAGACCAAGUUCUUGCUACCAAGAGUCAAGCAUCAUUAGCCUUGGUGAAACAAUAUGCAGAGAACAAUGCGCUUUUCUUCGAGCACUUUGCCAAGUCUAUGGUUAAGAUGGGGAACAUCUCGCCUUUGACAGGUUCCAGCGGAGAGAUCAGGAAGAAUUGCAGGAAGAUGAACUGAUCUUAAUAGCACAUUACCUUCAUUACAGCAACAGAUAUCAAUAACUAUGCAUCUAUCGUUGAACUGUUAUGUAUUUUCUACUUGUGUUCUUUUUUCCAACAUUUUUCUUGGCUUUUUCGUCCUUGAGGAUUUCACUGCUUGUGUCCAUCCUCAAGGACCCCCUUUUGUUGAAGGAGUAUUUGGAGUUGCUUUAUUAAAAGUGUGCUAAAAUUGUCAACCAUGA
Molecule: messenger RNA, 1306 nt
Organism: Nicotiana attenuata
Lineage: Eukaryota; Viridiplantae; Streptophyta; Magnoliopsida; Solanales; Solanaceae
Product: peroxidase 72-like
Exons: 4
Coding region: 91-1083 (330 amino acids)
Biological process (GO): hydrogen peroxide catabolic process; response to oxidative stress
Molecular function (GO): heme binding; peroxidase activity
Source: RefSeq, a predicted model, not a curated record